Molecule: messenger RNA, 1963 nt
Organism: Cottoperca gobio
Lineage: Eukaryota; Metazoa; Chordata; Actinopteri; Perciformes; Bovichtidae
Product: zinc finger protein 177-like
Exons: 2
Coding region: 88-1113 (341 amino acids)
Biological process (GO): embryo development; regulation of transcription by RNA polymerase II
Cellular component (GO): nucleus
Molecular function (GO): RNA polymerase II cis-regulatory region sequence-specific DNA binding; DNA-binding transcription factor activity, RNA polymerase II-specific
Source: RefSeq, a predicted model, not a curated record
CCGUAAAACCAACGAAGAAGAAGGAGAAGAAGAAAACGAUGUUGUAGCCGUUGCGUGGAUCAGUGUUUGACUUCUAGUGAAGCGACAAUGUCUUCAGUUGAGUGUUUGAGAGAGUUUGUCAACGAGCGACUAAAUGCUGCUGCUGAAGAAAUAUUCGGAGUUUUCCAAGAAGCUGUCGUCGAGUACGAGACAGAGAUCGACCGGCAGCGCAGACUGCUGGAUGUCGUUUGGAAACCCGAAAUAAAGUUACACAGGAUAGAGCUCCCACAGCAACAUGUGUGUAAGGAGGAGGAGGUUAUCUCUGACCAGCAGCUCUGUGUUCAGGAGAGGAGCUCCAGUCUGGACCCAGAGCCUCCUCACAUUAAAGAGGACCAGGAGGAACUCUGCACCAGUCAGGAGGGAGAGCAGCUUGUACUGAAGCAGGAGACUGAUACCUGUAUGUUGACUCCUACUGAUGAGGAAAGUGACCACCAGCUCCUCUCUCACAACUCUCAUGUAGCUGAGAGCCAAGAUCAGAAAGGAGGCAAGCAUGGAGACUCAGGCUCAACUAAUGCAGAGCCAAAUGAACAGAAUCUACAUCACGAAAGCACAAGUCACAGUAACAAUGUAGACAACCCUAACCUGUCAAAGAUGCACUGUGAUACUCACACAGGUAAACUGCCUUUCAAAUGUGACACAUGUGGAAAAGACUUUCAGUAUAAAUCAUCACUAGAGUCACAUCUGAGAACCCACACAGGUGAGAAGCUGUUUGCAUGUAAAAUAUGUGGGAUAGCUUUCAUAAAUAAUGGUCACUUGGUAACUCACAUGACAACCCACACAGAUGAGAAGCCGUUUGCAUGUAAAAUAUGUGGGAGAGCUUUCUCAAGUAAUAGUUACAUGAAAGUCCACAUGAGAACCCACACAGGUGAGAAGCCAUAUUCUUGCAAAUCAUGUGGGAAAAGAUUCACGACUAAAUCAACAUUGGGCUAUCAUAUAAGAACCCACACAGGAGAGAGGCCAUAUUCUUGCAAAACAUGUGGGAAAGGAUUCACGACUAAAUCAACAUUGCAUUAUCAUAUAACUACCCACGCAGGUGAGAAGCCAAAAACAAAUUCCACUGUAAUGAUAAAUUGAAAGUACACAUGAAAAUGCACAUGGGGGAAAAGCUGCAUCACUGCAGCACAGAGGUUCCAGAGAUUAAAGAGUAAUAGGAGGAACUAAAAGGAGUUUGACACUCCUGACUUCAGGGUUACACUCUGUAAUAUCCUCAUAUCUACAUGAGGACCGUGUCCUCUUCCACUGAGACCGCCAUGUUGCCUUUUUAGAAUCCCAGAACAGACGAACCAAACUCUGGCUCUAGAAAGGGUAAUAUGUUACUGCAUUGAAUGCAACUUUUUAAUUGAACAAUGAUGACACUGAGCAUGGAUGAUUGUAGCAACAUUGUUCAUAUCAUUUGUUAUACUGCUGCACAUUGUUUGAAGACUGACUGUGACAGAACAUAUUGCUGAAAAGACCAGAAGAUAUAGAAGCUUAAGGAGAACAUUCAUAUCACACAUGUUGGUUACCAAGGUUUGUAAAUAAUGUAUACAUUGGGGUGGUGAUGGCCUAGUAGUCUAGGUCGGGAGUUCAAUACCAGGCUGCCACCAUUGUACCCCUGAGCAAGGUACUUAACCCUGAGUUGCUCCAGGGAGACUGUCCCUGUACUUAGUUCAAUGUAAGUCGCUCUGGAGAAGAGCGUCUACUAAAUGACCUGUAAUGUAAAAUUGUCUUGAAGAGAUGCUAUCAAGUAAUUUCUUUCUAAAUGCCACAAAUAUUGUGACUAGAAAAAUGUAUACCAAUUAAAUGUUAACGUUCAUUAAUAUUUUCUUAUUUGUUUUUUCAGUUUUAAUUUCUUUUGUAUGAACAUGGAGAUAAUGGUAUGUGUUGUAUUUCAUGCCAAGUAAUUACAAUAAAUGAAUUUACUUCCCUUAAAGAUCUCCUUUUA